AUGGAGGUAGCUCCAAAAGUUCCGGAAUGUCAGAGGGGCCUUGAAGUAUCAAGGAGACAGGAAUGGAAUGUAAGUAAGCCCACCUGGCAAGAUGGCUCUGCCACUCCAAAAGUGAGAGAACCCAGGCCCUUUCCUGGGAUUGUGGACAUUUUUGGAGCUGGAGGUGGCCUUCUGGAAUAUCGAGCUAGUAUGCUGGCUGGGAAGGGUUUUGCCGUGAUGCUUCUGGCUUAUUAUAAUCAUGAAGACCUCCCAAAAGACUUGGAGAACUUCCAUCUGGAGUACUUUGAAGAAGCUGUGAACUACCCGCUUAGUCACCCUCAGGUAAAGGGUCCAGGAGUCGGGCUGCUUGGGAUUUCCAAAGGAGGUGAUCUCUGCCUCUCCAUGGCCUCGUUCCUGAAGGGCAUCACUGCCGCCAUCAUAAUCAAUGGCUCAGGGAUCAAUGUUGUAGGAGACUUACACUACAAAGGCAAGACCCUGCCCGCUGUGGGCGUGCACUUAAAUCGAAUCAAGGUGACCAAAGACGGCCUUGCAGACAUUUUGGAUAUCCUGAACAACCCUUUGGAAGAAUCUGACCAGAAGAGCCUCAUUCCUAUGGAAAGGGCUGAGAGUGCCUUCCUGUUCCUUGUAGGUCAGGAUGACCACAACCGGAGGAGUGAAUUUUAUGCUAAUGAGGCCUCUAAACGCCUGCAGGCCCAUGGCAGGAAGAAGCCCCAGAUCACCUGUUACCCUGCGGCGGGACACUUCAUUGAGCCUCCUUAUUUUCCCUUGUGCCGGGCUUCCCUGCACACCUUGGUGGGCAGACCUGUCAUCUGGGGAGGGGAGCUGAGGGCACAUGCCAUGGCCCAGGUGGAUGCUUGGAAGCAGCUCCAGAUUUUCUUCCACAAACACCUGGGUGGGGAAAAGGGGAUAAUCCCACCAAAACUGUAAUCUUUUACUUGAUUGUGUGGCAUCUCUGGUGCUAAUUAAUCUUGGGAACAUCUGUUACAAUUAGUGUGCAUGUGUAGUUUCUUUUAAAGAUUUUAUUUACUUAUUUUUAGAGAAGGGAACGGAGGAAGAAAGCAAGGAAAAGAAACAUCAAUGUGAGAGAGAAAU
Messenger RNA from Phyllostomus hastatus (greater spear-nosed bat), 1092 nucleotides. Its product is annotated as acyl-coenzyme A thioesterase 1-like. Lineage: Eukaryota; Metazoa; Chordata; Mammalia; Chiroptera; Phyllostomidae. Gene Ontology annotation, molecular function: fatty acyl-CoA hydrolase activity. The coding region runs from base 1 to 927 and encodes 308 amino acids. The record is from RefSeq and is a predicted model, not a curated record. The transcript is spliced from 3 exons. Gene Ontology annotation, biological process: fatty acid metabolic process; acyl-CoA metabolic process.